AUGACAGGAUGCAGGCCAUCGGCGAAGCAACUGACAGUCCUCGUGCAGCCGCUGACAUCCACCGCUGGAGAGCCUCUGUCUGUGCAGCCGGUGCUCGCGCUGACCGACGACAGCGGCAACAUUCUUACUACCGAAAAUGACGGCGUCGUGACUGUAAGCAUCGGAAAUAACCCGUCUCGAUUCGCAAUUAUCUAUCCCGUGGCAAGUGCCUUUACUUUCGAAAGCGGAAUUGCGCGGUGUUCAGGGUUGUACAUCAAUCAGGCGAAUGCUGGGUUCACUCUCGUAUUCUCUUCUUACUACCAUGGCGUGCGGACAGAAACUUCAUCGUUUGACGUUGUCGUGGGUCCCCGGUACAGACUUGCGAUUCUUGCUGAUAUCAGUACGGCUUACGGUGGCACACCGUUCUUGCCGCAGCCAACUGCAGGCGUGGUAGACAAGGGCGGUAAUGUCGUGACGACAGUAACGGAGGGCUCUGUUCGUAUUGAGAUUGAAGUGAAUCCUGUUGGAGGCAUCUUGCAGCCAGCAGCCCUUCUGAACGUUUCGAUUGUUGGCGGCAUCGGUCGAUUCCGUGGUGCAUUUAUUGAUGUUGCCGGGUCACCGUACAUACUGCGCUAUACUACAGAUCUGGUACUUGUAGGUGGAAACACAGUGGUCACAAACCCUUUCACCGUUGCUGCAGGUGAGUGCAACAGGCUUCAGCUCAACACUACACUAGGAGGAGCUACGGGUGGUAAGGCAUUUCUUGUCCAGCCUGUGCUCAAGCUUCUUGAUUCCGGUGGUAAUGCUCUCGAGGCUGACAGUACAAGCAAGGUUCGCGUGGCUAUUGCUGCUAACCCUUCGCGCGGAACACUUACGCCAACUGAUGAACUGACUGUCAGAGUACAGAAAGGGGUGGCGACUUUCCGUAGCUUAAACAUUGACAGAGUCGGGAAUGGAUACUCGCUGCGAUUCACACUAUACACCAAGGUCCAAGGCAAGAACACUUGGAAGAAAACGACUAUUUCUCAGGUGUCAGACACAUUUGACGUUCUCACGGGUAAUCCCGUGUCAUUACUCUUGCAGCGCAACCUUUCUGAUGGAAUUCUGGAUGGCCAGCCAAACGAAAUCCAACCCGUCGUGGCGCUACUCGAUUCUGGUGGUAACGUGGUUUCAUCACUUGAGGCGGGAACUGUCACAGCCUCUCUGGUCUCCAGCGCCUCUGUGAGUUCCAGUAUAGUCGUUGAUACCUCAACUGCCCCCCUACUGACAGUUGUGGGUGUGCGUGCGUUAAUCAGCUCGACGUAUCCGAUGCCCUACGGCGUCGGCGCGCUGAUCUCCGUGCAAGUGACGUUCUCAGAUGACGUUUCAAUCAAGGGCGCACCGACAUUGGAGCUUGCAUCUUCUGUUAAUGGAGCGGGAGCCAAUGGAGAAGCCGUAGCCGUCGCGACAACUACCGUGUGGUCCUGUAGUUACGUAUUCGAGUAUGAAGUCGUGACCACAGAUAACACUUUGGACUUAGAGUACACAUCUACGACUGCUCUAUCAUUAAACGGCGGACAGAUCACGGACCGAAACGGUAAGAUCCCCAUCCUCAUGUUGCCGACAUUAGGCAGCGCGAAUUCUCUAGCUGGAAGCAGCGCGGUGGUAAUCGAUACGACAGCUCCAGUGAUCACGUCCGUGUCAAGUCCAAUUCCAGGAGAUGGCGAAUAUGGCACAGGGCAACAGAUCAACCUGAAUGUGCAAUUUUCACAGCCUGUGUCAGUGUAUGGCAACCCGCUGUUGCCAGUGGCGCUUACGUCAGUCGGGGGUGGCUCGGGAGGGAUGCGUGACGCAGUAUUCUACAGCGGAAACAACACCAACACUUUAGUGUUUGUUUACACUGUCCAGGGUGGUGACGCGACCGCGAAGCUGGAUGUGACAGCGAAUAUAAACGUCAAUGGUGGCUUUAUUAAGCGUUUCUCGCAGCGUCCGACAAUCGACGCGAUUGUAACCAUGACAGCGGUGCCAGCUAAGCUUUCCACCGUAAACAAUAUCGUCAUUGACACUGCAAUCCCAACUGUUGAUGCAACGGUGGGCGUGACAAGUGGCAGCAGCAACGGCAUUUACGCUCCUGGAGACGAGGUUAAGAUUUUGGUAACAUUUACAAAGCCAGUUUACGUGACGGGGUAUCCGCGUCUAAUUCUUGAGACUGGACCGAUUAAGCGUCCUGCGGGGUAUACAACAGGUAGCGGCUCCAAAGUGCUGACAUUUGUCUAUCGAGUUUCGGCUGGUGACACCGCAGGAGUUGGUUUCUUAAACUAUUGGGACAACCAGGCACUUCGGCUGAAUGGCGGUACUAUUACUCGUUCACUCGUAGACUCUAGGGGGACGACAGGAGUUUCUGCUGUUCUAUCGUUGGCGAGCACUACAAAUUCAGGCAGGGCACUGGUAAACAAUGCUCAAUUAGCCAUCGAUGGGAUUCCUCCGACUGUCACAAGUAUUGCCAUAUCAUCUGCACCCUCUCCGACUGUUACGCGGGGCAAUGAAGUUGUGAUCGGCAUCAGUUUUUCGGCUCUAGUGACUGUGAACACAACAAAAGGCUCGCCCAUACUGCAAAUGGAUGUGGGAAUCUAUAAUCGUCAGGCCGUGUACAAAUCAGGCAGUGGAAGUCAGUCGUUACUCUUCUCUUACAUCGUGAGUUUGGGGGACGCAGCCCCCAAUGGACUGAACUACCGUUCCAGGUCGGCUCUGGUGCUUAAUGGUGCAACGAUCCGACGCGCUUCCAACGCACCCACUCUGAAUGCGUACUUGACGUUGCCAGAUCCGCCAUCUUUGAGUCCUCAGGUCAUCGUAGAUCGAGCAUUGUCAUUCGUGACGACAAUUACGCACUUGACAGCCGACGUGGGCGCAGGAACGUACGGAACGAAACACGUUAUCACAUUGUUUCUUACGUUUUCAGACGAAGUCGCGCUAUCGGGAGUAACGCCACCAGCACUGAAGAUUAAUACGGGCACCAUCGUGUCGUACGCAUCUGGAAGCUCCACACGGACGCUGGUUUUCCUCUAUAUCGUAAAGGAAGGAGAAGUUUCCUCCGGACUAGACAAAUUUGAUGUCAAUGCCCUGAUAUGUGCUGCGCCAAAUUGCGAAAUCAUCAACUACAACGCGCAAAGUGCAGACCUGUCGCUCGCUGCCAUCAGUUUAGUACCUGCAAACAUUGUGAUUGACACAAGAGCCCCAAAAGUUCUAAGCGUCUACGCGGGUACAACAGCCCCGACAUUUAACGGUGGCUCGUUCGUCGUUGGGGAUGUGAUUGAAAUCGUCGUCAAGAUGGAUUUGGAGGUGUUUAUCGAGCCUCCGCCGAGUGCAUACCCAGAAAAGGCUCCUGUGCUGUUACUUAACACUGUGAAGGGUGGGAGAUCUGUCUUGUGUCAAGGUUAUGCGAAUAACGACAGACAUCUAUUGCUAUUCAAGUACACUGUGGAGCCAGGCGAUGUGGCUCCCGAUCUUAUGUACCUCGACCAGAGCGCGUUGACGCUCAAUAGAGGCCAAUCGUCCAUUAAAAGAUUUUCGACUACACCUACUACAAAUGCUGUGCUGGCUCUUCCUGUUCCGACAUCACUUGGAGUGUCGCUGAGUGUUAAUGGGAACAAGGUCCCUACCAUCCUGAAUGUUUCCUCACCAUCCGCGAGUGGUGUCUACCGGUGUGGAGAUCAAAUCGCACUCACUGUGGCUUUCAGCCAGCACGUUGUCGUGAAGGGAAUUCCCUUCCUUUGGUUAGAUAUGGGAGUGGUGCCACGCAAGGCGAUAUAUAGCUCUGGUAGCGGUUCAACAGCUCUCACAUUCGUCUACACGGUUCAGGAAGGCGAUUACUCUGCGGAUAUGGAAUAUGUGGAUCAUCACUCCCUUGACUCGACCGUUAACGUAAAUGAUACGACUCCGACUGCGAUCUUACAUUUGUCAACAAACCCAACAACGCUGGCAGAUGUUAAUCUUCCGUAUCCGUGUACUCAAGGCAGCCUCAGCUACAACAAGAACCUUCAAGUGAACGGCCGCAAGCCCAGUAUUGUAUCAACACGCUUCGUGUCUCCUGAUGGUCUUUACAAAGUCUUAGAUACAGUGGCAAUGGAGGUAAUAUUUAGCGCUUGUGUGGUCAUUGAUAGAGGCCCACUGGGAGCACAAGGCCCUACGCCUAGGCUUCGAUUUCAGCCUAGUCCGGUCUCGUCAUUGUCAGCUUCUGGGUCUACUACGAUCACGAGAUAUGGCAUCUACGUGAGUGGAAGUUCCAGUCCAGCGUUGCGGUUUGAGUACACAAUCAAGACAGGAGACACUGCGCUUGCUCUGGACUAUGCUGGUACGACGGCCUUGGAGCUUAACGGUGCUCGGAUAUUGACCUGCACGGCCAACGCAAACGUGGCUCCAACGCAAAGUGUGGAUCUGCAUUUGAACCCCCCUGGCGGACGACUACUCGGUGAUACAGCCAAACCAAUUGUGUUCGGGAGAGCUACUUUCACGGAUCUUGUUGUGGACCGUCUUGGUUUUGACUACAGGGUCAACUUUAGUGCACUGUGCAACCAGACGGCGCUUGAAACCAGUGCAUAUUUCGACAUGCUUUCUUCCGCUGUGUAUGGAUUACGGAGCUCUCCUUUUGCGAGUGGUGAUCGGUUAGGCUCAAGCGUUGACGUGGAUGGUGACACACUCGUACUUGGUGGACCUGGUACAAGCCAGCCAGUGGCUGCAGUUCAGAUCGUGACAGCUUUGGGCGAUGCAGAAACCUUCGUCAAUGAAAUUCAAGUUCUUGAGACAACAGCAAAGCAGCAACCAGCCGUGCAGAUUCUGACAAGCACAGCUGCCCCUGGAGAAACCAUCGGCGGCUUUUUCUAUCUGAAACUGGGGGUUAUCGGGCCAACCCGCCGUCUCCCGUAUAAUGCCGACCCCACUCAAAUGAGUGUGGCUUUGGAAAUGGACUUGGGGUUUGGGCUUCAGACAGUUACCGUCACCCGAGAGCCUAACACGUACUGUGCCUGCAGUAACGGGUACGUAUGGCAUAUUACAUUUCUUUAUGCCGAAGGCUCCCUGGACGCGCUGACUGUAACCAGCAGCAGUCAGCUUACAGGAAGAUCGGCGUCUAUUGGUGACGGAAGAAGUGGAUCAUCAGCGGUGAUAUCGGUACCCUCCACUACGCUCGGGGGCACCAUGACACUCCAGCUGGGCAACUUUAUCACACGGAACAUCAAGUACGAUGUUGAUGAAGCAGAGCUAACGACUAUUCUGACUCAGGAUUUACAUUUGAAUGUCUGGAGCGUCUUACGUUCUUCGCCGAGCGCGAUGGAUACCUACACCUGGCGUGUUACGUUCACGGCAAGUGACACGCUUUAUGAUGUGCCUCAGCUAUUGCCACAGGGUGUGCUGAUGACCGGGUAUGGUGCAGGGUUGACUGUGCGCACGGAGCGUGACGGUCAGGGUCGUUUGUCAGGGUUCUUCAGGCUCCAGUUCCGAACAGAUAUAUUCCCAAAUGAUGAAACUGAUGAUAUCCCUGUCGGUGCGAGUGAUCACGAUGUUGAAGUCGCGCUGGAGAAACUGGUGUCAGUAAAUGAUGUUACUGUCCGUCGUACUAAUGCCAUGAAUAUUUAUGGUGGAUACUCGUGGACAGUCACGUUUCUGCAAGUGAAUACCAAGAAUGACUACGGCCCCGUGAUAGAUACAUCAGGCCAUUUACCUUCACUUGUGCCUGUCAUUACCAAGCUUAAAGGCACAAACGCUCGUGUUGUUGUCCAAGUUGGUGGUUACGAGCCGUCGUCGCUGUCAGCUGAUAGUUCAAGCACCAAUGCUGGACUACCAGGCGGCUCGGCUGGCAUGGUGACAGUCUUUUCACGCGGUAAUAAUGACUGGAGGCAACAGGGUGGCACGAUUGCUGGGCAUGAUACCCGUGGCGGCGAUUUAUUCGGUUCCAGUGUUAGUUUGCAGGGCAACACGUUACUUGUGGGCGCACCCGCUGCUGCAAUCUUCGGUGAUUUUGAGAAACAGUCACUGUUGUGUGAUGCCGACGGAGGACAUUUGCGCAUUCUAUUCAAUGGGAAGGCGUCGAAUCCGGUUGCAUUCGAUGCAAAUUUGCAAGAACUCCAAUCCGCGAUUGCUGCAGUAAUGUCAGUAGAUUACAGCGAGGUUCAGGUCGACACAUUCUUCACUACGUUGUGUUCGGGGGUCGAGAUUGGACUUACAUUGCGGGCAGGCGACCACGGAGAUGACGUGGGGAAUAUCCCUGACCUUGUCGUUGACCCGAGUGCAUUAACAAAAGGUGUUGGCGCUGGAAGCGCUCAAAUGCACGAGUAUUCCGCUGGCUCGUUUCGCAGUGAUGGGGCUAGAGCCAAAGGACUUCAAUGUGGUGCCGCCUACAUCUUCACACGAGACAAGCAGUUGAGCACUUGGUCGGAAUACACAAAGUUCGCACCACCAGCUGCUCAAAUCGAUGACGUGCGUGAUUAUGGCGGUGCAGUUGCGCUCUCCGACCCAUUUGCUGUCGUGGGAGCCCCUGGGGCUUAUAACGAAGAAGGUCGUGUCUUUGUUUAUCAGUUCAACGGGCUUGAUAAAUGGCUACUUUUCCAAACUCUCAGUGCUGCGCCUAAUGCGAUUACGAGUGGGGAUCGAUUUGGAGACUCUGUGGCGAUCUCAGGAACUGUAACAACGACUGUGGUUGUUGGUGCCCCGGGCUACGCCGAUAAUAGUGGGGCUGUGUUCGUAUUUGACCUGGUGAGCGGCUACUUCCAAAGUCGCCAAAUGCUGAUGCAAGUAAUUCCUGAGAUGCGGCCCGGAGAUCGCUUCGGAAAUGCGUUGGAAUUGGAUAUGAUCUUUACCUACACGCUAGUUGUUGCUGCCCUCCGUCAUACAUAUCGUCGUGAUGGCGCAGUUGAUGCAGUGGAGAGUGGCGUGGUCCUCGUGUUUGUUCGACGCAGCAGCAGUGACAUCUUAUUCGUGCUGCAACAAGCUCUAUAUGCGUCAGAUUUACGCGCACGCGAUCGAUUUGGAACAAGCGUCGCGGUGGCGAAAGACACAAUUAUUGUUGGUGCUCAUGAGCUCUAUGAGGGUGAACGCACAACUCGAAAGGCGGUGCAAGCUCUCACAGCUAGCGUCUUGAAGAAUAAGACCACAAACACUAUCCAAGGUGGUUCGUUCAUGCUUAGCUUCCUGCGCUCCAACGCUGGAGAAGACCCGACAAAAGUGACGACUAUGAGACGGGUGGAGACAAGAGCGAUUGCGUACGACAUCAGCUCAUCGGGACUUGAGGUGAUUUUAGAAACGGAUUUUAAUCUGACAGACGUUGUUGUACAUCGAGAUGGCCCUAGCGCGUCUAAAGGAUACUCAUGGUAUGUAACUUUCACAGGAAGCUCUGGGGAGAUACCGCUGUUAGAGGUUGACAACACGCAGCUUAAAGGAGGGGAAAUUACGGUGAAGUGGAUCAAUCACUUGGCACCAGUGUUACGAGGAAGCGCUUACGUUUUCACUCGGGAUAGCAUCGGGAAAUGGGCCGAACAGGCAUCAUUUUUCCCGCGCAAGAAGCAGUAUUUUGCUUGGUUUGGAUCGGCAGUUGCAGUCCACAAACGUACCGCUGUCAUCGGAGCACCUAACUUGGAUACGUAUGUAUCAGGAACGAACUCUGGAGGUGCCUUUGUAGCCGACUUGGGAAUUAUGGCUCUGCGUUUCUCGACCAAGACAUAUAACGUGCUUGAAGGAGACAGUUUGGACGUCACAGUGCAGCGCUGCAGUCGGCUGGGAGGUUUUUGCGCGGUGGACGUAUCGGCUGCUCCUCAGCUUUAUAUCGAGUACGAUACAGGGGAUGCUUUCUCUGACCGACAGUCUGCUUCGACGAACGUUGCUGUUAUUCCAAGCAUUGGACCUUACAGGAAACUGUCGAGUCUGGACGCUUCUGGUAAACAAGGAUCAUCAUCGGUCUUCUUUGCGAACGAUAUUAUGGGCCAAGAGCCUUUCCCGCAGGAGGGGAAUGGACGAUGGCUUGCUGCUGAUGCAGUUGGUACAGCUAAUGGUCGGAACCAGUUCUACGGCAGUAGUGAGCGACGAUCGCUCUGGGUGGACUCAAUAUUUGACUAUGCUGGCACCUCGGACUAUUCAUCCAGCUCGGGGGAGCUUUUCUUUGACGGCGUAGACGAUCUUACUCAUACGUUUACUGUUCAAACAACAAAUGACUACGUGGUAGAGAAUCCCGACGAGACCGUGAUGAUGCGGCUAUCGCUUCCUGGUAUUUGGCCUAGUGUGACUGGAGACUUGUGGUCAACGCUUACUAUCAAGGAUAACGGAGAUGGUGGAAGUGGUACGCGCUCAUACUUAGCGCAUCUGAAUCCAGAGCCAUCUGUGGCUCAAGCACAAAGUGACUAUAGCAGCUCUGUUAGCAUCUUUAGUGCUGGAAAUGUAGCUGCCGUCGGUGCACCACUUGAGAGAAACAAGGCUGGUGUCAAGUGUGGCGCUGUGCACUUAUUCGUACGUCGAAGCGGGUUUUGGGAGCGUGAUGUCACGGUUUUCCCGUCCGAUUGUGUCCCAGGUAUGCUGUUUGGGACAUCUGUGGCGAUUGAUGGGAGCCUUGGCUCGAUUCGAGCUAUCAUCGGUGCUCCAGGUGCUGACGCUGCGUUCAUUUAUUACUAUCACCGAGAAAGAUUAAGUCCGGCAGCUAGAUGGGUGGAGGAGUCACGGCUUGAUGAACCCACUUUACCCACGGAAGAUAUCAACCACAAUUACGCAGGCUCAAAUGCUGUAGCGAUAUUUGGUGACAUCGCGGUCGUGGGAGCUUCAGGAUUGGAAAACGUGUAUGUCUAUCAGCGAGAUGUAGAUGGAUUGUGGAAACUUGUGUCGACACUGCAUGCCGGUGACCGUGUACAGCAUCAGAUACUGGAGCGUACGGUAGAACAAGGGUACGCUUUUGGACAUGCCACGGAUAUGGAUAAGCGGACAAUCAUCGUUGGAGCCCCGUUCUCUGACGCUGGCGUCUUCACUGCCCAACAAUAUUAUAGCGCAGACUUCGAUCGUCGCUAUUUUGCGAAAGGUGCUGCUUAUGUUUUCCACCUCGAGGCGCAGGAGCAGCGAAUUAUUUUGCGCACAAGCAACCCGCUAAUUAGUGGCUCAUUUCGAUUAAUAGCAACUCGACGUGGGGUUACUGGCAUUACACGCGCAAUCAGCUACAUUGCUACGGCAGCAGAAGUUAAGGCGGCACUGGAAGGAACGAACAGCCAAGACGGCGAUGGAUCGACCAUUGAGGCAUUAGGAUUCAGACUCCUCGAAGUUGGUCGUACAGGAUCAAUCGAUCUGGGCUUCAGUUGGAUUGUGACAUUCAUCGGAGAAAUAGUGACAGUACCAAUGAUGACAGCUACAUGGCUUGGAAACGGGUGCUCUUCGUGCGAGGCCUUCAGCAGCACUUUUAUCCCUGAUCCAACUCGACAGAUACUAAUUUCUGAGGCCAUCGUGGGUGCCGCUAGAUCGAGUGCGCUAACGACUACGACGUGGGAUUUUGAGACUGGAGAUCUAACAGGAUGGUUGACUACGGGGACAGCGUUUGACCAGCAACCAACGUACGGUGACAAUAGCUACGGACGUGUGAAUACUUACCGGCCAAGCUCAUUUGUCGGUGCGUCGCCACCAGGUCAACGGGCCAACCAUGAAGGUCGCUACUGGGUGGGUACAUUUGAGGCGCGUCCUGGAGCAGGGAAGGCAACGACUGCAGCACAAGUGGCAGCUCAGAUGUGUGCAUUCGCCAAUGACGAGCUGUGUCGUGCACCAAAUUACAAGUUGCCAAGUGCGAGUGCAUCAGUGGGCACUACCCAAGGAGACGGACCGCAGGGCACGCUCACAUCUCUUCCCUUUACAGUCGAGGGACAGUGGAUGUCGUUUCGUCUUGGCGGCGGCUGCGAUAUCCGAGUUGUGUACGUGGAAUUGCUGAUUGAUGGCCAACCCGCAGCAGUCUCUGAAUCGGUGGCGGCGGAGCAGGUCGCGGUAGAAGGCACAGUGGACUGGACUUCUACUACUACAUCGGCAAACAAAGUUUGCCCCGUUACUGCCACUUCAAAACUUCGAGCCACCGGUCGGUGUCGGGAGACUAUGCAAGAAAUUACGUGGGACUUGAGCGCGUUCGAGAAUCGGACGGCACAGAUUCGAGUCGUGGAUGCCUCCAGUAAUCCCGUGUGGGGCCAUAUCAACUUCGACGAUGUGCGCUUUUCGUGGGGAGCUACACGUGCUGCGCAAACAACAACAUCGAGGGCUGGUGCAGCCUACACAUUCCGUCGUCGCGCGCCGGGAACGCAGUUCCCCACUGCUAAAUGUGAGGGCAUAAACCGAUGGACUUGCGAGUGGGAGUUCCAGGCACGUCUGGCUGCCAGUGAUAAACGUAGUGAGGAUCUCUUCGGAUCAAGUGUUGCAGUAGACGACGUCUUGGGCGUAGCAGUCGUUGCUGCACCUGGUCAACGUGGCGUCGACGCCAAUAACACGAUCGAUCGUGUGCUAAGCGAUGGUCUUGACACAAGCAAGGAAGGACUUGGAGCGAUGGAGCAAGUGGGAAGCCUCUACGUGUUCCGACGUGCCGACGAAGUUCGUGACGGUGCUGGUGUAUUACUGCGCACACCCAAAUGGGCCUCUAAAGAAGUCGUGAAGAUGCAAUAUCCGCAGAAACAACGCCAAUCUCACUUUGGUGCUGCACUCGAUCUGGACGGCAGUGAUUUACUUGUUGGCGCACCAGGAAUCUCAACAUCUCCCGUGUUACCGCAAUCUGGCCGUGCUUUUGCCUACGAUUUAGCACUCACAGGUGUCAAGUUUACAAACUCUUGGUUCGCAUGUGUCGAGGGGAAUACCGACGGUCUCGUGGGGUUGACAUUAUCACGCUCUGCAGCAACUAGCAACUUGACUCGACCACUGACUAUCGGCUACGCGACUGAGGAUCGCUCUGCUGUCGGAGUGGACGCUUUGAAGUUUGCAGCCUGUAUGAAAGUCGCAUCGACUCUGCGUAAAGAUUGUGGAGACUACCAGCAGGUUGCAGGUGAAGUGACUUUUGCUGCUGGGGAAACCUCUAAACUGGUGACAAUUCCCAUCAUGGAGGACUUGUGUCUCGAGCAGUGGGAAAAGCAUUUUGUCGUGCGACUGCACGUCCCUGGCGGGGAACCAUUACUGGGAGAGGAUUUUAUAGCUCGGGUGCGGAUAGAUGAUGACGACUUUAACAGCGAGACCUGUUGA
This is a messenger RNA of Phytophthora infestans T30-4, 11181 nucleotides long. RefSeq lists its product as uncharacterized. Gene Ontology annotation, biological process: cell communication. The record is from RefSeq and is a predicted model, not a curated record. Lineage: Eukaryota; Oomycota; Peronosporomycetes; Peronosporales; Peronosporaceae. Gene Ontology annotation, cellular component: membrane. The transcript is spliced from 3 exons. The coding region runs from base 1 to 11181 and encodes 3726 amino acids.